AUGAGAUUCCGUAUUUUUCAAAGAAAGCUUUCGUUGGAAGAAAAUAAAUCGACGUUACAAUCAGAGCCUAUUACUAAUUAUUUACACUUCCUAGAGAUACCACUGAAAAUCGUAGGCUGUUGGGACUGGUACAUGAAACCCGAGACCGAAUACCAGAUAAUCCUAAACAACAUCUACUACGGCAUGGUGCUUUUCUUUCUUAUAAAUGUCCCGGCUACCUUGUGCGUACACCUUUCCACCGAAUGGAAAGACGUAAUGACUACUUUAGACGAAAUAGCGGAUUGUUUGCCGUAUUUUGUAUCCAUCGUGAUAGUAAUCUACUUCGGGGUUUACCGCCAGGAAAUGUACGACUUGAUACAGUCCAUGGGAGAGCAGUUCAAGUAUCGCUCGGCGAAUGGUCUCACCAAUAUGACUAUGCUGAACAGUUACAUUACGGCGAAAAAAUUCGCUUUAUUCUAUACGAUUUGUACUUUGUUCAGUGUCAGCAUGUAUGUGGUGCCAGAGCUUAUUAGCUGGUGGACCAACAAGCCUCUACAGAGCUUCAUGUAUAUGGACAUCACGAAGUCUCCUUUCUUCGAGAUCACAUUUUUAACCUUAUAUCUGUCCCAAGCUUUCGUGGGGCUGGCCAUGGGACAAUUUGGAGUAUUCUUCGCUGCAAAUUCGAUCCUGCUGUGCGGUCAGCUGGACCUCUUGUGCUGCAGCCUCCGGAAUACGAGAUACACGGCGCUGCUUCAAAGUGGAGUGCACUACAGGUCUUUACGGCUGUCUCAUUCUGACAUCAAGAGCGAUGAAUUACACAAUUAUAUUUACAAUGUCGCGGAGAUGGAAGAGUCUUCCUACCACUACGACGACAAGAUGGUAAGUAGGUACAUAUUUACUCAGAAUUGUUCAGACAUCUACAGCAGCGAAUACGACGAGGCGACAGAGCGCGCGCUGCGGGACUGCGCUCGGAUGUGUCGCGUGGUCAACAGUUACCGGGAGCGGUUCGAGAGAUUCGUGUCCCCGCUACUGGCGAUGCGAGUCGUGCAGGUCACCAUGUACCUUUGCAUGCUGCUGUAUUCUGCUACCCUGAAAUUUGACAUGGUGACAGUGGAGUAUCUUGGAGCCGUCGCUUUGGACAUUUUCGUCUACUGCUUUUAUGGAAACCAAAUUAUUAUACAGGCGGAUCGCGUGACGACAGCGGCGUACCAGAGCGCAUGGGCGACGAUGGGCGUGCGCGGGCGCCGACUCCUGCUCAACGUGCUGCUCGCCAACAGGCGCGCGGUCGCCGUGCGGGCAGGUAACAUGUGGCAACAGCAUUAUGCUGAGACAGGGUUAUUACUAUUAUAGUUUUAUUUUAAGUUA
Chilo suppressalis (striped riceborer) is the source of this 1344-nucleotide messenger RNA. Lineage: Eukaryota; Metazoa; Arthropoda; Insecta; Lepidoptera; Crambidae. The record is from the annotation of a GenBank genome assembly.